Cuculus canorus (common cuckoo) is the source of this 3248-nucleotide messenger RNA. It is a transcript of the gene ORC6, whose product is annotated as origin recognition complex subunit 6. Lineage: Eukaryota; Metazoa; Chordata; Aves; Cuculiformes; Cuculidae. Gene Ontology annotation, biological process: DNA replication initiation; DNA replication. The record is from RefSeq and is a predicted model, not a curated record. Gene Ontology annotation, molecular function: DNA binding. Gene Ontology annotation, cellular component: nuclear origin of replication recognition complex.
AUGGAGCGCGGUGCCGUGGGCCUGGGCGCCCGGCUGGGCCUCACCGAGCCCGGCGUCCUCAGGAAGGCGGAGGAGCUGCUGCGGCUGGCCCAGGUGAGGCACGGGCUGGUGGCGCAGCUGACGGCCACGAGCAGCGCGGUGCUGUGCCUGGACCUGGCGGCUCGCGUCACGAAACAGCCGGCGGACAAGAGCUCUUUCGUUAAACUCUCCGGUUUGAACAAGACGAUGUACCAGAGCUCCCUGAAGUCUUUGGAGUGCUUGCUAGAGGUGAUGCCCAGACUGGGAAUGCGAGACUUGGCUGUGCAGUUCUGCUGCACAGAGGCAGUGAGCACCGCUUCAAAAAUACUACAGAGGUAUGAAUCCAGCCUCUCUGAAGCACAGCAAAUGGACCUCGAUUUCUCAAAACCACUUUUUAUAACAGCUGCACUGUUCACUGCAUGCAAGUGUUUGAAGCUAAAAGUGGACAAAACUAAAAUGUUGGCUAUGUCUGGGGUGAAAAAAGCAAUAUUUGACCGGCUGUGCAGUCAGAUGGAGAAGAUGAGCCAGCAACUCGGCAAAGAUGUUCCAGUGGCUGCAGAGACAGCUGAAAGCUUGAACACCAACCUGGAGCAGUGUCAGGAGGACGAUGGGUCUGAAGAUGAGGAGGAGGCACCAUGUAAACGGCCAAAAACUGAAACGAAGCAGGACUAUGAAGAGUGGAGAAAAAUCCUGGAAAACGCUGCUAAGGCACUGACAAGUAAGAGUAGUGUCGCCAUAGUGCCACCGAGUAAUGCCACUGCUGUUGGCUCAUAGUUGUGCCUCCUCUGCUCUACCAAGAGUUCCAGUAGCAUGAGUGCCGGCUGCCUGGUAGAACAGCUGAUUUUAUUUAUGAGCCAGUUUUUAAGUAUUUAAGAAUAUAUUGUUAGUAACAAUACCAUAAUUAAGGUGACUUUAGAAGACACCUGUCCGAUUAGUCACCAGGCUGGUACCUGAGGACAUGUGGCAUGAGGUGUAGAACAGUUCCAUUUCCCUUGCUGCAAGAAGCAGGCAACAUCCAUAAUGCUUGAAGUGUAAAUAAGUGACAUAGCCUUGUUCCCUGGCUGGAAGCAGUCAGGUAAAAAAGAGAGGGACUUACGGUGCCUUGUUAAGCUGUAAAACCAGCAAAGGGGUUAAAAAAGACUUGAUGACUUCUAUUAUUAUUAUUUUUUACUGUUGUUUGUCAUUGAAUUUUGACUUAUUUUUAUUACCUGUAUGGGACUGAAUUCUCCUGUGCUUGUAAGGGGUCCGAAACAUUCCAAGAAACAAUAAAGAUAGCAGAAGGAAAAGCUUUAUGUUAGACAUCAGUCUCUUGACUCUUGUUAUGUAUAAACCCCUUAGAACAUGUAAUAAAAGGUGUACAGCCCAGAAAACUUAUCUUGUGUCAUAUGGACACUCAGAGUUAUCCCACAUCUGAGAAUUUGGGUUUGAAACAUUGCCCCCACCUGAGCUUCUCUCCAGUACUUCAAUGGCUGGCCAGCAGCCUCCCCGCUGACCUCAGUGACGCUCGCUGCAGCUGGCACCAUGACCUGCCUUGGACUGCGGCGUGAGGCCAGCUCUGUCACACGUACUGUCCUGUUUAUCCCGUCAGCUUUGGUGUAGCCCCAGAGCGAACCGCGCAGGACAUGGGACAUCCCUUAGGGCUGCAGAGAGAUGGUAUAACUACUGACAAACUGAAAGGGAUUUCUGCCUGUUAGGAAUGAAACUGCAAUCCUGCUGGCCAGAUGCACCUCCUCUUUAUAUUAGCCAGAGAGUAAACACGUACAAGACAGCAUCCUUGUGUCAACCCUCUCACAAAAAGAGGGAGAAGCACAUAGAGACUUACUGUCCACUUCCCUCUCAGUUUCUUCCAAAGCAGAAAAGGAAAUCCCUUGAAGCCAUCUCCAUUUAUUUAGCAAGAGCUAAUUUCAUUCCAGGUGAGUUCUGAAAUGUAACAAUAAAUGUUAGGGAAUGGACUCCAAACAAAUGCCUGACUGGAUAUUUAACCCACGUGUUUGAAUAAGAGCUGUAAUGAGGUGUCUGCUGUUUAAAGUCUGAUGUACUACGCAGCAGAGAGGCCUCAGGAUGGAAGGAUCCAACCUCAGACAUUAGCAUUUGUUUUUUAAUAUGUACUCAGAGAUGGCUUUGGGAUUUGUUGGGGGUUUUAUGCCAAAAUUAAGGAACAGGCUUGUUCCACUUCAAUGGAAUUUAUUAGUAUUAACUCAGAAAUAUACAGAGCGAUUAAUAUAAUGACAGAUGUAGCAUGCAGAACCACUGUGGAAGGAAAGCGAACAAAAGUGAGCCUUCACAGAAGGUGAUAUACGGUCAAGAGUAUUUUCACUUGAUUUCAAUAAUUCUUCUCUGUCUCAGUUCUGGAAAUGCUGCCGAAGUUCCAGAAUUCGGGACUGUGCAGUGAGAAGCACUAGAGCAGAACGGAUGCCUAGACAAGGGUAAGCCUGGUCUUACAACCUCUUCAGGAGCAACCAACACUUUGGCCGAUCCAAGGGAGCUCUGCAGUGGUUUUGCUGGAAAGCUGCUUUUAGUAGUAUUGGUUCUCUUUUUGCCUAAGAGCCAUCAGCUCACACUGGGUUUUCCAGAAUCUAGAACAGGAGUGAAGGAAACUUAAUGUUAUACUUUUUAGCUGAGGCUGUGUAAGUGGCUCAAACUCUUUACACAACAGAAAAAGUAAAAUCCCACAUAAGUCAGUAGUGUGAAGAAAACAUUUCAUGUUCAAGAGCACAGUGGGAGGAAAAGAGAGGCUUCAGCACCCUGACUGGGCUCCAGGCAGUGUGGCAGCACCUUGUUCCUUGCCACUGAACAGUAAUAAAAACCCAUUUUGCCUAUCACACACUUAUCAGCUUCUCAGACUUCAUUAACAUCGUCAGAGAGGAGAAAAAAAUCCUCAAACUAAACCUUAGAAAUUAAGGAUGGCAGUCACAGCCAGUGAGAGGCACUUAAAAGUUUUAAAUGCCUAUAAAACCCUAUGUCUGGGAAUCUCUUCUUUUCUGGACAAGAUGAGAUCUUCCUGCAUAGACCCAGAGUCACUAGGGCGAUUUUUAUUUGUGGCAGUCUCACCUCUCCCCUUCCAAAAGUUUGGUCAAUUCAGCUCUAUUCAACUCUAAGAAAAGCAGCAACAGACCGACUGACUCAAGUUGUGUCAAACAAGGAUUCCUCCUAUUUCUAACUAUGCAGUGACUAUUUUCUAAAGGGGAACAAGAAUAAAAGCAACCCUAAAUGAACUAAAACCAUUCAAC